Molecule: messenger RNA, 321 nt
Organism: Desarmillaria tabescens
Lineage: Eukaryota; Fungi; Basidiomycota; Agaricomycetes; Agaricales; Physalacriaceae
Exons: 3
Coding region: 1-321 (106 amino acids)
Source: RefSeq, a predicted model, not a curated record
AUGCUAGGCAUCGAUUUCCCAAGAAGGGGAGGCGUGGAAUUCUCCUCUGCUAUGUCAGUUCUCAUUUUCGUCCUCGCUGCUCAACACGACUUUGGACCUACAACACAUCUAUUGACAUCGGCUCGAACUGAGAAAUCGUUUUGCUCAUCUUAUUCCUUUUCCAUGCCUCUCACCUACGCUACUAAUCACGACUUCUCGAUGCCAUACGACAGACUACUUUAUCAAAGUUUUGCCACAGGUAUCCAGGUUGAACUCGAUACGUAUAUCGAUUGGAACGAGUUUGCGGGGGGUAUGAAGAGCACCUCCUGGCACCCAAGGUAG